AUGAUAAUUGGAAUAUCGCAAAUUGCUGAGAGAUUUUUCGGAUCUAUUUCUCUGGCCUCUGUCUUGCUCCUUAUCUCCCUCUUCUAUCACACUCAUCUGUUUCUCUCUCUCACUUACCUUCACUCCAUCUCUUUCUCUCUCUCACUUACCUUCAUUCCAUCUCUUUCCCUCUCUCACUUACCUUCAUUCCAUCUCUUUGUCUCUCUUUCACUUACCUUCACUCCAUCUCUUUCUCUCUCUCACUUACCUUCAUUCCAUCUCUUUCCCUCUCUCACUUACCUUCAUUCCAUCUCUUUGUCUCUCUUUCACUUACCUUCACUCCAUCUCUUUCUCUUUCUCUCACUUACCUUCGCUCCAUCUCUUUCUCUCUCUCUCUCUCACUUACCUUCACUCCAUCUCUUUCUCUCUCUCACUUACCUUCACUCCAUCUCUUUCUCUCACUUACCUUCACUCCAUCUCUCUCUCUCUCUCUCUCUCACUUACCUUCACUCCAUCUCUUUCUCUUUCUCUCACUUACCUUCACUCCAUCUCUUUCACUCUCUCUCACUUACCGUCAUUCCAUAUCUCUCUAUCUCUCUCUCACUUACCUUCACUCCAUCUCUCUCUCUCUCUCUCUCUCACUUACCUUCACUCCAUCUCUCUUUCUCUCUCUCUCACUUACCUUCACUCCAUCUCUCUCUCUCUCUCUCUCUCUCUCUCUCCUCUCUCUUCUCUCUCUCUCUCUCUUUCUCUCUCUCUCUCUUUCUCUCUUCCUCCAUCUCUUUCUCUCUCUCUCACUUACCUUCACUCCAUCUCUUUCUCUCUAUCACUUACCUGCACUCCAUCUCUUUCUCUUUCUCUCACUUACCUGCACUCCAUCUCUUUCUCUCUCUCUCUUACCUUCACCCCAUCUCUUCUCUCUCUUUUACUUACCUUCACCCCAUCUCUUUCUCUCUCUAUCACUUACCUUCACUCCAUCUCUUUCUCUCUCUUUCACUUACCUUCACUCCAUCUCUUUCUCUCUCUCUCACUUACCUGCACUCCAUCUGUUUCUCUCUCUCUCACUUACCUUCACUCUUUUUCUCUCUCUCACUUACCUUCACUCCAUCUCUUUCUCUCUCUUUCACUUACCUUCACUCCAUCUCUUUUUCUCUCUCUCACUUACCUUCACUCCAUCUCUUUCUCUCUCUUUCACUUACCUUCACUCCAUCUCUUUUUCUCUCUCUCACUUACCUUCACUCCAUCUCUUUCUCUCUCUUUCACUUACCUUCACUCCAUCUCUUUCUCUCUCUCACUUACUUUCAUUCCACUUCCCCAUAUACUUGCAGAAUGACUUUCUUGUAUACUUAA
Messenger RNA from Acanthosepion pharaonis, 1329 nucleotides. The record is from the annotation of a GenBank genome assembly. Lineage: Eukaryota; Metazoa; Mollusca; Cephalopoda; Sepiida; Sepiidae.